Oncorhynchus mykiss (rainbow trout) is the source of this 1915-nucleotide messenger RNA. Its product is annotated as transmembrane protein 205. The record is from RefSeq and is a predicted model, not a curated record. Lineage: Eukaryota; Metazoa; Chordata; Actinopteri; Salmoniformes; Salmonidae.
AACAUAAUAUUCAUUCUGUAAUCAUGUGAUUUGUAGAUAUUGCUUGAGGGCGUGGUUAAUGGAAAUUGACGUCUGAGAGAGGAAGUGUUGUUCUGGUGUUCGAUCAACGGGAGUUGCGAAGACUGUUUCCCUUCAGUCAACAUACCACAUCCAGAUUAAUACCAUGGUCACAGAAGGGGAGCCUACAGAUUUGGUGAAAGUGCUGCACCUGCUGGUGCUGUCCUUCGCAUGGGGAAUGCAGUUGUGGGUCUCCUUUAUAGCAGGUGUUGCACUGGUGAAGCAGGUAACACUGCACACCUUUGGGCUGGUGCAAAGCAAGCUGUUCCCUGUAUAUUUCUAUUGCCUACUGGGCAGCAACUUUGUCAGCCUUGCUGUGUAUGCAGUCUACCACCCCAGAGAGCUGCUGGAUUGGCACGAAAGCCUGCAGAUGGCUCUGUACUUUGUGGCAGUCAUCAUGGCAGGUCUAAACGCACAGUGGUUUGGUCCGUCUGCCACAGAGGUCAUGUUCAAGCUGCGGGAGGUGGAGCAGGAGCAUGGCCUGGGGAACCAAAUAGGGAUAGGGAGCCAGAGGGAAGCCUACGCCAAACUCAGGGAGCAGGACCCCAAGUAUAAGGCCUACAAGAGCACCUUUGGCCACUAUCAUGGCCUGUCCAUCCUAUGCAACCUGAUUGGGUUUAUCUGCACAACCACCAACAUAGUGUACACAGCUCUCAAUUUGCACACCAUUUAGAGAUUGUGUAUAUGUGGUGUUUGGUGACAGGUUUUCAUAUUGACUUUCAAUCAGGGGAUGUAUGUAUCAAGUGUCUCAGAGUAGGAAUGCUGAUGUAGGAUUUUUGCCUUUAAAUCACAAUAAAUAAGAUUCCAUAGAUUUCUCAUCUGAACAAUCAGAUCUGGAAAAAAUCUGAAAAGAUCUGAUGUGAUUGGUCAAGACCAAUUAGUGGGAAAAAAAUAUCAGAAUUGGCUGCUUGUGUAAACACAGCUUUAGGCAUAUUACAUAUGGGCCUGAUCUUAUUUCAGCACUCCUAGUGAGACGCUUGAUGCAUACGGCCCCUGAACAUAACGCUUAACCAUAUAUUUUUUUAAUAUGCCUUUUUAAUCUAAUUGUUUCACCUGUCAAUAGAAAACAGCACACAAUGUCAAAAGAUUUCAAAGUAUUUUUGGUCUUUCCUUUGUCAAAACGGGGAAAGGAUGAAUGUAAUAAAGAUCGAUUUAUAUUUUUCAGAUGUACAUGAUUUAGAAAAAUAAUUAAUGUUAGUGAUCCUCUUUUUGAUUUCCCUACAAUUAUUGUUAAUUUUACAUUGAUAUACUUGAAGGGUUAGAGCUGAAGUAUAAUGUGCAGUGAUCCUGAUAAUGUUUCAAAACGGAGGUUUAACACUUACACAGAACUUGUAGAUACAUUUUUGUUGUUGUUGAAAAGCACAAGAUUCUGGACUGUUAUUAAAUGGGAAAUUGUAUUGCUUGUGACUUCCACUAGAGGGUAAUAUCUGAAAAAAAAACUUUGUACAAUCAUUAGGUGGAUAUUUUUUAACAACAUAACAUUUAGCGCAGGGUUGUUGCACAUAAUUAUGUACUGUGAAUAAAUUACAAUUAUGGAAAUUCCUACAAAUAAUGAAUUCAAUAACAUCAAUAAUAUUGUUAAAUCAUCUUUGAUGUUGAAACAAGAAAAAAAAAUCAGUUUUAGUUGUUACCCUUGAUGGAAGCAGGAAAUGCACUCCUACAGUUUGAGCAUUUUCUUUGGAAAAUCAGGUGCAAUACAGGGUCAAUAACAUGCAACAUAUUAAGACCAGACCACACAGUUGGUGCCCACCUCUUGAACAGACUGGUUCUAACUUCAUUAUUGUGACGGACAUCAUGUAAAAAACAACUUUUAAACAGCUUUGAAUAAAUGGGCCGACCAGUGCUUUGCUGGCAAGUC